This is a messenger RNA of Siniperca chuatsi (mandarin fish), 2256 nucleotides long. It is a transcript of the gene cmklr2, whose product is annotated as chemerin chemokine-like receptor 2. The record is from RefSeq and is a predicted model, not a curated record. Gene Ontology annotation, biological process: chemotaxis; positive regulation of cytosolic calcium ion concentration; phospholipase C-activating G protein-coupled receptor signaling pathway. Gene Ontology annotation, molecular function: G protein-coupled receptor activity; complement receptor activity. Gene Ontology annotation, cellular component: plasma membrane. The transcript is spliced from 3 exons. The coding region runs from base 335 to 1414 and encodes 359 amino acids. NCBI's taxonomy places the organism in Eukaryota, Metazoa, Chordata, Actinopteri, Centrarchiformes, Sinipercidae.
CCCACUGCACAUCUCUGUACCAAGACUUUAGUUUGGAUGGAUUCACGGAAAGACUACACAUGCUGCAGAAAUGGGAAGUCACAGACUGGGCCCAGCAAAGACGGAGCUAAAAGGCUAAAUUAGCAGUCACUUUCAUCCGGGAGCUGUCGGUGUUUUGACCCAAAUACUAAUAAAAGGGAGCACUGCACUUUUAGGGUUACUCAGGACACACCCAGUCUUAACUUCAACACAGGAACUGAAUUAUCUGAAAGGGGGACAGGGCAGGCAACAGGAUCCUUCUGGAGAACAUCCCAGCAUAAUCACAAACAGUGUGAGAGGUUGCAUCCCUGCAACAAUGGGUGAUUCCAGUGAGGACUAUGGAAACUACACCUAUGAAUACUACCUGGAGUACGGCGACUUGGAAGAACUUAAAGUAGACCACAGUCAGAAGGAAGCUAUGCACAUUAUCUCAGUGGUCAUCUACAUUAUUUCCUUUGUGCUUGGUCUGAUUGGAAAUGGAACUGUCAUUUGGGUCACAGCGUUUAAAAGCAAAAAGACUGUCAACAGUGUUUGGUUGCUCAAUCUAGCCAUUGCAGACUUCGUAUUUGUGCUUUUUCUACCCUUCUACAUUGAUUACAUACUGCGGGAAUUCCACUGGGACUUUGGUGUGGUCAUGUGUAAGCUUAACUCAUUUGUGUCCGUGAUGAACAUGUAUGCCAGUGUGCUCUUUCUCACAGUGCUCAGUGUAGACAGAUAUGUUUCUCUGGUCCACUUCAACUGGUCUCAGAGGUAUCGCACUGUAGAGAGAGCCUGGGUUGUGUGUGGUUGCAUAUGGGUGCUAGCUGCCGCCCUGAGCUGCCCUGCACUGAUUUUUCGUGACACCAUGCGCUUACAUGACAAGGUACUGUGCUUCAACAACUUCCACGCACAGGACGGGCAUACGGCGGUCAUGAGACACAUCAUAAUAGUGGCCAUUCGUACCACCGUGGGCUUCCUUUUGCCUUUUACUGCUAUAUGUGUAACAGGCAUACUUCUGACAAUCAAAGUGAAUCAAUCUGGGGGCUCGGUUCGGCUGUCCAGCUUCUCCAAAACAGUCUCUGCAGUAAUUCUGGCCUUCUUUUUAUGCUGGGCACCUUUUCAUACUUUUAGCUUGAUGGAGUUAUCCAUACAUUCCUCAUUACACCUACAUACCAUACUGAGAGCUGGCUUUCCUCUCGCCACCAGCUUAGGCUUUUUUAACAGCUGCAUUAACCCCCUGCUGUAUAUGCUCCUUGGCAAAAAAGUGCGUCAUAUCCUGAAGCGUGCAUGCCUGGACAUAACUAAGAGUUCACUGAGAGAGCUCAGCCAGUCAAUCUCUGCCACUGAGAUGGAGUCUGUGCCAGGAGUUCACCAAGACAGUGUCCCAGAGGAGCCUGUGGAGUCAUCAACUCUAUGAUUACAACCAUCCUCAGACUGCAGUGGUUGUCCAUGAAAAACUUGAGGGUAAGACUUGCUAUUACAUUAGCGUCAAAGUGGAGGAUUAUCAUAGCUGUCCUUUCCAGCUGUAGUGUUAAGAUUUUCCUAUUUUGUUUCAUUUGGACAGAGUUAUGCGUAAUUACUUUAAAUGGAAAAGCUGAGUAGAACUGUGUAUAACGUGCACAUGGAGUUAGUAUCUUUUCAUUUAUUUUUCAAGUGAUUUGCAGAGAGAGAGAGGAAAGAUACAAUUAAAGCUGAAACAGCUGAUUAGUUGAUCAAUGGAAAAUUAGUUGGCAACUAUUUUGAUAAUCAAUUAAUCAUUUAAAUCAUCUUAAAAAUAAAAAUCCCAAGCAUUCUCUGGUUCCAGCUUCUCAAUUGUGAUGAUUUGCUGCUUGAAUUUCUUUGUCUUCUAAAAUAGUAAACUGAAUAUCUUUUGGUUUUGGACUGUCGCUAGGAUAAAGCAAGCAAUUUGAAGACGUCCCCGUGGGCUCUAGAAAAUUGUGAUAGACAUUUUUCACUAUUUCUUAGACCAAGAAAAACAUGGACAGAUGAAUCAAUAAUGAAAGUAAUCGUUAGUAGCAGCCUUAUAUCAAAUGCAUCAUAUUUACUGAACUUUUAAUUGUUGUACUCUUGAAGCAUGACAUCUUUGGUUCUUAGAGAUGAGAUAUGUUGCAUAUUAUGUUUUUAUACAGUUUUAUACUAGCUGCUAGUCACCUAUUAAUGUAUUGUACCAUUUUUAAACUAGUUGAGAGUUGUAUAAAUGUUUUAUUCUAAUAUAUUCCAAGUAAAUAGUAUAUAUCUUAAUAAAUUUCUUCUUCUGAA